Messenger RNA from Vigna umbellata (rice bean), 1739 nucleotides. The record is from RefSeq and is a predicted model, not a curated record. NCBI's taxonomy places the organism in Eukaryota, Viridiplantae, Streptophyta, Magnoliopsida, Fabales, Fabaceae.
GAGUCAUUUUUAUCACCAACAGAUAACAAAAUAGAGGUAAACCUGAAGAAAGGCAGUGGAGAACAACCAAAGAAAGAAACACUUGACACAUAGGAAAGGACGUGGUAGAAGUUUGCAUGCUCUCGGUCACGCAACCUUCGUGCAUUCCCAAAGCCCUAAAACCCUUCAUUCCCCUUCCGUCUCUGGCCAUGAAGGACCGCCGCACGCUGUCCUCCUAUGGCUCCGUUUACAUUCCGCCGCACCUCCGCUUGCGCUCCGUCGCCAAUUUCAACAACUCACCCUCUCCGCUUCGCGCCAAACCCCACGAAAACCCUACACACACCAUUUCUACUCUGCAACCGCCGUUCACGGAGCGAGUUACCGAUAAGGCACGCUCGCUCUUCGUUUCUGCUUAUGACGAUACCGUUUCCGAGGAAGGCUCCGAUCGUGAAUUCGAACUUCCCUCUCUAGUGCAUGCUUCCAAAUUUGCUUGUUUGCCGAAUGCUUCGCUUGAUGAUAACACUGACGAAUGGAAGCGGAAAUUUACCGUGCUCUUAAAUGACAAGAGUAAGCACGAAUUAAUCUCGAGGGAUAAAAAGGAUAGGCGUGAUUUUGAGGAAAUAGCAGUUAUUGCAAGCGGAAUGGGGUUGUAUAGCCAUAUGUAUGCUAAGGUUGUUGUCUUCAGUAAGGUCCCACUUCCAAAUUACAGAUAUGAUUUGGACGAUCGGAAGCCUCAGAGGGAGGUGAGCUUGUCUUUCACCACAUUUACCCGUGUUAAGGCGCAUUUUGAGGAAUAUCUUAGCCAAAAAUCCAGGAUGAACAAAAGCUGUUUGGAUUUGUCAUCUGCAAGAUCUAGCAGUAAUUGCAGUAUUGGUAUGGAUGAGGGGCUUUUUGAGCAACCUGAGCCACUAGCAUCAAGUAAGGCUGUUAUAGAGAAAAUUGUUCGGCAGAGGAGCUUAAAAAUGCGUGCUCAGCAGCAAGCUUGGCAGGAAUCUGCUGAAGGAAAUAGAAUGCUAGAAUUUCGCAGAAGUCUCCCAGCUUAUAAAAAGAAAGAAGAAAUAUUAUCAGUCAUAUCUAGGAAUCAGGUAGUUAUAAUUUCAGGCGAAACAGGUUGUGGCAAGACAACUCAAAUUCCACAAUUCAUUUUAGAAUCUGAGAUAGAAUCAGUUCGAGGAGCUGCUUGUAAUAUCAUAUGCACAGAGCCAAGACGCAUUUCAGCCAUGUCAGUUUCUGAAAGAGUGGCCUUUGAGAGGGGAGAGAAAUUGGGCGAAUCUGUUGGAUAUAAAGUUCGACUUGAGGGUAUGAAAGGGAGAGAUACCCAUCUUCUCUUUUGCACCACAGGCAUUUUAUUAAGAAGAUUACUGGCUGAUAGAAAGUUAAAAGGCGUAACUCAUGUUAUUGUGGAUGAAAUUCAUGAGCGAGGGAUGAAUGAAGAUUUUCUGCUUAUUAUCCUUAAAGAACUCCUUCCCCGUCGGCCAGAACUGAAACUGAUUUUGAUGAGUGCUACCCUAGAUGCGAAGCUCUUUUCUUCAUACUUUAAUGGGGCUCCGACUAUGUUUAUUCCUGGCUACACAUACCACGUCAGAACCCAUUUUUUGGAGAACAUUCUUGAAAUGACGGGCUACAGAUUAACUCCUUGUAAUCAAAUUGAUGAUUAUGGUCAAGAAAAGAUGUGGAAAAUGAACAGACAGGUCCCAAGAAAGAGGAAAAGUCAAAUUGCUUCUGCCGUUGAGGAUGCAAUUAGAGCUGCUGAUUUCAAA